GAGCCCUGAAUGUAGCACUAGGUUUGACAGCUAGACAGCCAAACAUGGCGGCUGUUAGCUAGGGUAACCACUCAGCACUUGCGUCUUUUAUUAUCAUUGUCAGCUGUCAGGAAAUAACCUGGGCCGGGAAGGAUUCACGGAAACAGACGGUGAACGUCCUCCCGUGGUCAUCAGGCCGUUGUUCGGUAUGUGAAGGCGGUUUGUGAACCACAGAGGACGGCAGACAGGAGUCAGUGCACACAACAGAGGGCUGAGGGCGGACUGCCUGUCUUUAUUUGGUUUCUUCACCUGUCUGCCGAUAUGUCGCACAGCAGGUAAUCUCCGGCCUCUCUGCGAACCAGACCAUCACGCCUUCCUUAUCCCCACCCUCUGCUGAUGAUGUCAUCGCCACCAGCAAAGCCCUCCACCACCUCCACCUCGCCUGGGUCCCAGCUGCAGGCUUCAAUGGCCCUUGACGCCCUGUCUGUGUCUUCUCUCCUGUCUGGGGAUUUAGAUGAUGAAGGAGAUGGAGGAAGAGGAGAAGGGGAGGGGGAAGGGCUUGGAGACCUAGAAGUGAACCCAUAUGAUGGUUUGCCCUUCUCUUCCCGCUACUAUUCGCUGCUGGAGGAGAGGCGCCGGUUACCUGUAUGGAGGCUCAGACAGAAUCUACUGGAACACCUGGAGAGCCACAACAUGGUGCUGCUCAGUGCUCCCAGUGGAACUGGAAAAAGCACCCAGGUGCCUCAGUGGUGUGUGGAGUAUACUCUGUCCUAUGAGUUCUCUCAGGGCCUGGUUUGCUGCUCCCAGCCCUACUCAGUGGCAGCAGUGAGUCUGGCCCUUCGUGUGGCUGAUGAGAUGGACCUCAGCCUGGGUCUGGAGGUGGGCUACAGGGUAUCUCACGAUGACAGCUGUACACCAGACACCAUGCUCAGGUUUGUCAGUGACACUGUCCUGCUAGAGGAAAUGAUGUCCGACCCUCUCCUACAUCAGUACGGUGUUGUGGUGUUAGACGAGCUCCAGGAGCGCACCAUGCCUACCGAUGUGCUGCUGGGCCUGCUGUGUGAUGUCUGCCGCCAGAGGCCAGACAACUUUCGGGUGGUUCUCCUCACUCACCCGACACUGGCUCCCCGCCUCUCCACCUUCCUGGGACCCUCUGUCCCUCAUCUCUCCCUGGACAGCCUCCUUACUGACCCUGCUACCAAAGACCAGGAAGAGGGGGGUGAGGCAGGGGAGGACAGGAGGACUGUGGAAAUGAACAGGUUUGAAAUGCUGUACAGGGAGCUUUCUUCUGGGAAGGAACCUGUGGCUGCUGCCUGUCACAUGGUAUUGGAUCUUCACAGAAGAGGAGAGGAAGGAGAUGUGAUGGUGUUUUUGGCCAGUACACAGGAAAUAGAGGAGUGUGUGGCUCUACUGGAGAAGGAGUGUAUAGCUCUGAGUCCUCAGCUUGGUCCUCUCAGGAUCCUCCCCCUCCAUGCUGGACUUGGUGGACUGACCCAGCGGGUCUACGAAUCCGACUCUGAAUCUUCUACGCUGAGGGAGAACGACAGCUCUGAAGGCGUGGAAGACAGCUUGGUCCUGGGAGCUGGAGGUCCAGGGGUCAAGAGGAAGGUUGUCCUCACCAACACACUCUCAGAGGCCUCCUUCUCUCUGCCAGCCAUUCGCUAUGUCAUAGACACAGGCCUUCAACUCAAAACUGUUUACAAUCCACAAAUAAGAGCGAACUCACAAGUCCUGAGGAUGAUCAGCAAACACCAGGCUGACAUGCGAGCUCAGAGGGUCAACAGUCACCUUCCAGGGCUGUGUCUUCGUCUGUACCCCCAGUCUGUAUAUGAUGAUGAGAUGAUGGAGGCUCAUUGUCCAGGGGUGGUGGAGGAAAACCUCAGCCACUUGGUACUCCUGCUCAAGAGGCUUGAUAUUGCCGACAUGGGACAGUGCAAGUUCCUGGACAGACCAGCCCCCGACGCUCUGAUGCAGGCCUUGGAGGACCUGGACUAUCUUGCAGCAUUGGAUGAUGAUGGUAACCUGUCAGAAGGUGGGUCAUCAAUGUCAGAGUUACCACUGGAGCCAUCGCUGGCUAAAGCCCUGAUUGCUGCCUGCGAGUAUGACUGUGUGGACGAACUGCUCACUAUAGCUGCCAUGCUCACAGCACCUUCCUGUUUCAUGAUGGCAGAACCCAACAGAGAGGAAGCUGCUGUCACACACUGGAGACCUCUAAUGCACAUAGAGGGAGACCACAUGACUCUCAUUAAUAUCUACAAUGCCUUUACAGAGCAUAAUCAGGAUGAGGCAUGGUGCACAACAAACUUCCUUAGUCACGCCUCUUUACGAUUGGCUGUGGUGAUCAGGGCUCAGCUGCUGGAGGUGAUGCAGCGAAUAGAGCUUCCUGUUUCUCCUCCUGCUUUUGGAUGCCAGGACAACUGCACAAAUAUCAAGCGUGCUCUCAUCUCAGGCUUCUUCCUCAAAGUGGCUCAUGACGUGGAUGGCUCAGGUAACUACCUCUUGCUAACUCACCGCCAUGUGGCUCACCUGCAUCCCUUCUCCUCCUAUCUGUGUCGUCAGCCGUGCCCCAACCCCCCCAACUGGGUCCUUUACCAUGAAUUCACCAUCUCCCGUGAUAACUGCAUCCGCAUCGCUUCUGAAGUCCACCCACAGAUGCUUGUGGAGCUGGCUCCUCAGUACUACCUGGGAAACCUGCCAUCGAGUGAUGGUAAAGAGCUUCUGAUGGAGCUGAAGCAGAGUCUGUUGCCCCGUGGAUAUGAGCAGGGCGAAGGGUCAGACGAGCACAGCAGGCCUCACAGAGACCCUGAUGGGAAGGGAGAGACUCACAAUCAGUCCAGCACUGAGCUCUGUGUUGUACAGUGAGAUGGAGCUGCUCAGGAGAAGACACUAAUCACACACAGCUGUCACUUUACUGUUUGAUCUGACAUUUGGUACUGUGCAUAAUUUAGUCUGUGAAAUCUCAUUUGAGCUUCAGUUUUGAUGUGUGAUUUCAAAUGGACUUGUGAAAACACUAAUGUACAGUAAUGUAUUGUUGAUAUAUCUUCUAUGCAGUUGCUUUGGAAAAUAUUCCCACCUUUUCAUUUUCUCCAUGUUUUGUUGAGCUAUGUCUUAGUUUAGAAUUUAUUUUAAAUCCUUUCUCACUUGAUGAGGGAUUUCUCUGUUUCUAAAUUAUUCUUAUUAUAAAACAUAUUCUCAAAACCUGUUAUCACUGUGUAAUUGUUGGGUUUUAUGUGGCACAAAAAUAUAUUUUUUAAAUUGAGAACAAAAAAAAUUGGGGGAAAAUGAAGGGGACAGAACACUAUCAAACCGCUGAAUGCUUGUUUACCUUAAAACCUAUUAGAAGCAAUACAUACUCCUUGAGUGAGCUGAGGCACUGUUAUUGUGCAACCUAUGACCUUUAUACAGAUGCUGUUCAGAUCAGUGAUGAACAGAUGACCUCUCAGGACUCACUGUGAUCUGUGAUGAGAUUCCACAGUGAUGAACAGAGCUUCUAUUUUCAGCUUUUUGAUACACUUUGUAUAAUGUUUGGGUUUCCUGCUUAGAUCAUCAUUCUGCCUUUUUUUCAAUAAUGAAACAUCUUUGUGUAAACUGGAUUCUUAUGUCCUAUUUUAUAGGAUGUAUCUGUCAAUACAGAAUGAGCUUUAAAUAAAAAUGUGGUUUUCA
Lates calcarifer (barramundi perch) is the source of this 3642-nucleotide messenger RNA. RefSeq names its product DEAQ box RNA-dependent ATPase 1 (gene dqx1). Gene Ontology annotation, cellular component: spliceosomal complex; intracellular anatomical structure. Lineage: Eukaryota; Metazoa; Chordata; Actinopteri; Centropomidae. Gene Ontology annotation, molecular function: RNA binding. The record is from RefSeq and is a predicted model, not a curated record.